GGAGCGAAUAAUUAUUCUAUAUAUUCUCUUGGGUUCCUCUGAGAGGACCAGUUCUCAAAUUUGGCGGUGUUCAUUGUGACAUCAAGAUGGUGAUCUCAAAAAUAAUCCUUGUUUCCUUAAGCAUCGUAUAUGCAUCCGCUGGAUACUCUCAAUUCUAUAUAUCACCCCAUUUUGCAACACAUAUCAACCCAGCAUUUCCAAUACAUCAUGAACAUCUCUUAGCACCACAAAUUACGCAGAAUUCAGCAAUCAACUUUCCAUCAUUUUACCAAUCACAACCGUUGCUGUUCAGUCAAAAUGUCAAUCCUUUUAUUCAACACACAUUUCCAACGCUGCCACAAGUAACUGUUGAACAAGCAAGAAGUAGCAACAGAGAAUCUUCUGGAAGGAGUCUAGAAACAGCUCAACCUUAUUCUGCCCAAGGAACAGAAUUUGGCUUCGGCUAUCGCACACAAUUUGACGAUGGCGCCAGCUCCACUGUUGUCUUCGUAUCAGGCCCGGACUCAAAAAGGAUGAGUUUGUUGAGGAAUAGCAGAUUAACAGCUAGAAAAUUGGCUUCUGAUAUUCUGGAUGCAAAAACAAGUGAUGAGAAAAACGAAAAGAUUAAUCAUGCACUCUCUGAUAAUAUCCCUGGCUUGAACUUCGAUGCUCUGAUCGAGGCAUUCCCAAGUUUCAAACCUUUAGGAGAAGAAGGAACAAGUUAUGUCAAUCUCUUCAGUCAUCCUGCUGACUUUUUUCCACUGCCUCAACCAGCUCAAACCACGACUAGCAGCCCUGCCUCCUCUCCAGCAUCUGAUCUGGCAAGCGAUGAUGAUUCUGAAAGUAUUGCUGUAGAUAGUGCCGACAACGACACGCCACUGGCAAGAUCAAACGAAAGCUCAGAGAAAGAAGCCGAAAGUAUUAUCCAGGAAACCAAAAUCCUGAUUGACGAUAUCAAAAAUCGUAGUGCGAAUGAAACUUCAUCUACAGAGACUUCUUCACAAUCGAGCAGCACUUCCAGUAGCUCAACGUCUACCGAAGAAAGUACUACUGCCAAGAGCGAAGAAAUCGAAACAACUACUCAAGUAUGAGAUUAUUGUAUGAUACGUUUCACAUUUCUGGUGAAUCAAACAGAAGAGGAAAAUAUCAAUAUAUCAAAAAAUUCCAAUCUUACAUUCAAACUUCUUAAAAGGAAAUGAGCUAAUGUAAAUUCCCGGAGUACUUCCUUAGAUUAUUCGAAUAUGUUGUAAAAUCUUACUAUUUUUCAUAUCCGCAUUCAUUCUAAUGUUAUCUUUCCAGUAUACCAUCUAAGACAAA
This is a messenger RNA of Harmonia axyridis, 1296 nucleotides long. Its product is annotated as serine-rich adhesin for platelets-like. The record is from RefSeq and is a predicted model, not a curated record. The transcript has 4 exons. NCBI's taxonomy places the organism in Eukaryota, Metazoa, Arthropoda, Insecta, Coleoptera, Coccinellidae. Bases 87 to 1070 code for a protein of 327 amino acids.